CUCACACUCUUGGAAUCGAGUUCUAAAUCCUUUCCUUCAGUAGUAUUGAAUUAACGGUAAACAAGUAAACAUCAUUUUCUGUUCAAUUCAUUUGUUUCUCCAACCUUUUAAUUGUUAUUAUCUUUUUCCUAUUUGUUUUUUUUUCUUUCUCAUUCAUUUCUUAAUCAUUUGGAAACACAAUCAGUCAAUUAACAGGUUAAUCAAUUGUUUGAAUAUUUAAUUGUUAAGCUUUACGUAUUUCUAUUAGUUAAAUGGUUACUUUGUGUUAACUUGAUUUGUGUUUACAACUUUACCUUUGAUAUGAUAUUUGUAACUUAAUUGUUUCCAUGUUUUAAUCAAUAACAUUAACAAUCAUCAUCAUCAUCAUUUUCUGUUUAAGUUUGGUAAUUAAUUUGGUUAUUCAUUGACAUUUGUUAAUUUAAUUUACUUGUUUUACUUGAUAAAAUUAUAUAUUUAAAUCAUGAACUGGUUAAAUUAUUUGCUAAUUGUUUGUCUAAUUGUUUCACUGGUGGACAUUGGUCAUUCUUCAUAUUAUCAUUCACCUUCAUCUCAUCUUUAUGAGGAUGAAGAUGAUGGAGAUCAUUCAUCAUCUUUAGACGAUUCACCUGAUCCAAUUGCCGAAGGUGGAAUCCGAAGUUCUCGAAGUUAUCAAUUUCCACCUUCGACAAUUAAUUCUUACACCGGUGUAGAUAAUGAUCCAUCGAACGAUGAAUCAACCCAAUCAGAUCCAAUUUCAUCAGUUAGACGAUUCCCUCAAUAUCCAUCCUCAUCCCAGUCUUCAUCUUCUGGAUCAUCAUCCUCAUCAUCCUCAUCUUCAUCUUCAUCUUCAUAUCAACCACCAAGCAUAAUACCCACUGGAGCUUUAGCAAGUGAUAAUAAUAAUUUUGUUUCCUCGCGUCAUCAACAACCACAGGUAAUAUCAGUUCUCAGUGGAAACGCUUCACCACACCAAAGUAUUACCUGGAAACCACCGGCGACACUUAAUCCACCACCAAUAUCAGGCCAAUCUUCUCGAGUCCAACCAUCAUCUUCAAGUUCGGAAAGUAGAUUAACAGAGGAUAGAUCAUCAAGUCGUUACUAUCCAUCAUCAUCAUCAUCGACAGUUGGCCCUCGUCAGUCUAGUUUAUCAUCAAAUCCAUCAUCAUCAUCAUCAUCAUCAUCAUCGUCAUUAUCUCUUAAGGAUAAAGAUCAAUCUGGAUUACAUCAAACAAACAAAAUCACUCGAUCAUCUUUACCUUCAAUCAAUUCAUCAACAGGAUCAACAUCACCAUCAACAAACAGCACAGGUAAAAAAGAUGAUACUGUCAUCUACUAUUAUUAUUAUUACGACGAUGAUGAUACUAAUAAAAACGGGACCGUGACCCGAGUUACCAAAAAUGGGGCUGAUUCAAGUUUGGACACAAUACCAAGUUUAGAGGGUUAUGAUAAGAUAACUGAUAAAUUACCUAAAGGAACAUUUUCUUCGUCAUCUUCUUCUUCAUCUUCCUCAUCUUCAUCGUCUUCCACUGUUCCAUCUCGUUCGUUUGUCGAUUCGAGUACACGACGAGAAUCAACUGUAACCUCUAAACCUUCAACAAGAUCUUCAUCUUCAUCAUCUAAUUAUUUCUCUAAUUAUCAAUCUCGUCCAAUCGAUACUCAUAUUCACUCCCCAGUCACUCCUUCAACAACAGUUAACCCUUCAACCGAUAUCUCUGUUUCCGUUUCCGUUUCAGAUGAUAGAUCAUCAACUCCAAGUUCUAAUUCUAAUCCAAUUUCAAAUGUAUCUCGUUAUGGUUCUAAUCAUAAUCUAAUCAAUCGACCUAAUUAUGAUUCUCCUCGAGUUAAUAAUGUCCAAGGAAUUAAUUCUCGAGGUAACUCAUUUUCCCCUCAAUUUCCUGGUCAAGCUUUUCGUCAUAUUCCCAAUUCAUCGACCUCUUCCCCUUUCACUGGACACGGUUUUCCCUCUCCAAGUCCACCGGUCACUCGAUCACCUUCCCACCCACCCAAGAGUACUGACCAAUCAGACCAAUUAUCUAUUAAUCAUCUUCAUCAUCAUCGUCAUUCAUUACCUAAUGAUUUGUCACCAGGAUCACAAUCGUUUAAGUCUAAAUCGUUGGCACCUUCAUCGACAAUAUCGUUAACAACACCAACGACAACAUCAACCACAACAACUACAACAGUUAAACCAUCAACAACAACAGCAACAACGACAACAAGUUCACCCGCAGAUGAGUCCAAUGAUAUUCGAGGUCGACCAAGACCAGGUUUUGGUUCUAGAAGACGAUUUGGUAAUACAUCGACUCGACCGAGCUCAUUGACGCGUCCACGAUCACCUUCAUCGACUACCACUACGACUACAUCGACAACAACAACAACAACGACCACCCCAAGACCUCGUCCAAGAAAUUUUGGAAAUUCCCUUCGAAAACCAUAUCGAGCCAAUCGUCCUUUUGGUCGGACAAGUGAAUUUGAGGCCAAAGAAGAUGAAGAUAAAUCUUCAUCGACAACAGUUUCAUCAACACCAUCAACUAGUUCAACGACACCAAAAUCUUCACCCUCUUAUUCAAUGCCAACAACUUCAGCUCCUCGUCGAUUUGGUUCUUCCCGUGGACGUUUUGGUUCAACAUCAUCAGUUCGAGGUUCAACUACAACAACAACAACCACAACCACCACCACCACAACACCAACACCAGAGACACGAAGCUCAUCUCGACGAUCAGGAUCACUCAAUUCAUUAACAUCGGUCACAACACGGGGACGAACUCGAAGUCGACCAAGUUUCCUUCGUGGUCGAAAUACAAAACCGGAUGAGGAAACAACAAGUUCACCUAAACCAUCAACUCCAUCAGUUGAUUCACCAAUCAGAGAGGAAACAAUUAAAGAUCAUAACAAUAAUGGCGAUGAUUCCAUUUCAAUCAUCUCAGGUUCUGUUGCUGAAUCUCCAUCAUCAUCUUCAUCAUCAUCAUCUUCGAGUAAAAAUGAUUCUUAUUCUGAAGAAGAUAAAUCAUCCGAAUCAAAUCAUUCUCAUGCUCCAUCAUCAACCACCGAACGUAAUUUAACUAAUCAACGGCAACGAUCAAGAAACUCAAACCCAUUAUUUAAAAGUCGUCCAAGGCCAAAUCUUUUCGGUGCCCGUCGAAAUCAAUCUCAAGGUGAACGUUCCUAAAUAGAGUAAAAAAAGAAACAAUUAACUUAAUUGUCAAUCGAAAAGGAAUCUCAUUGAUCACAACCUAUGAGCCCAAUUUCAACUUCACAUCAACUUAAUUAUUCUCAUUAAUUUUAUUACUUCUAUUAUAUAUUAUUAAUAUUUUUCUAUCUAAUUAUUAAGAAUCAAUUGUAAUCCUGUAAAUCGAAAUAAAUUUAUUUACUUUAAAUUGA
Panonychus citri (citrus red mite) is the source of this 3357-nucleotide messenger RNA. RefSeq lists its product as uncharacterized. The coding region runs from base 461 to 3145 and encodes 894 amino acids. NCBI's taxonomy places the organism in Eukaryota, Metazoa, Arthropoda, Arachnida, Trombidiformes, Tetranychidae. The record is from RefSeq and is a predicted model, not a curated record. The transcript has 3 exons.